Messenger RNA from Coffea eugenioides, 1881 nucleotides. RefSeq names its product AP2-like ethylene-responsive transcription factor At1g16060. Gene Ontology annotation, biological process: regulation of DNA-templated transcription. Bases 365 to 1528 code for a protein of 387 amino acids. NCBI's taxonomy places the organism in Eukaryota, Viridiplantae, Streptophyta, Magnoliopsida, Gentianales, Rubiaceae. The record is from RefSeq and is a predicted model, not a curated record. Gene Ontology annotation, molecular function: DNA binding; DNA-binding transcription factor activity. The transcript is spliced from 8 exons.
ACUCCCCACACCAAACCCGCUCAUAGACGGCCGUAUUAACUACUAACUAUCCACCCUUUUUCCUCUGCCGGCUUUCUGGUUUUCUCCUCUGAUUUGCCACCUCGCUCUCUUCCAAAAACAAUCUUCUCUUGUCGCCAUUUUUUCCUCCCUUUAUAAACUCCAUAUCCCUCACAUCUGAUUGGAGGAGGACCAAGUCAUUCUAAAUAGUUUCCCAUUAUUUCAUUACUAGCUAUAGUUCAUUGGUCCAUUAUUCCUUUUUUCUAUCUUCCUCCUCCUUUAUAGCCUUUAAUCUCUACACUCAUCAGAGUGAUCUUUCCUCAAUUUUUUUGUCCCUCGAGGUGAACUAUCUAAUCUUCCUUAUUUCAUGGCGAAAUCUUCCAAGCAGAAAACAAGUUCCACUACCACCACCACCACCACCAGCAUUGACGCCGAUAAUAAUAAUAGUAGCAAUAGCAGUAACUCUACUAAUCCCGUUGUCAAAACCACCAAAACUAAGCGAACCCGCAAGAGCGUGCCCAGAGAUUCUCCACAGCAACGAAGUUCUGUUUAUCGGGGUGUUACCAGACACCGGUGGACUGGCCGGUAUGAAGCUCAUUUGUGGGAUAAGAACUGUUGGAAUGAGUCGCAAAACAAAAAAGGAAGACAAGUUUAUCUUGGAGCUUACGAUGAUGAAGAAGCGGCGGCACAUGCAUAUGACUUGGCAGCAUUGAAGUACUGGGGACAAGACACAAUUCUCAAUUUUCCUCUCUCGACGUAUGAAAAUGAGCUCAGCGAAAUGGAGGGUCAGUCUAAAGAAGAGUACAUUGGAUCAUUGAGAAGAAAAAGCAGCGGGUUUUCGAGGGGUGUCUCCAAAUAUAGAGGAGUGGCAAGACACCAUCAUAAUGGGAGAUGGGAGGCCCGAAUAGGAAGAGUCUUUGGCAACAAGUACCUUUACCUUGGAACAUAUGCUACACAAGAAGAAGCAGCGACUGCAUAUGACAUGGCAGCAAUAGAGUACAGAGGACUUAACGCCGUUACUAACUUUGACCUUAGCCGUUACGUCAAGCGGCUAAGACCAAACCAAACUGGCAACGGUGUCAAUAACGUUGCCAGCUCCGAACAAUACCCUAACGUUGACCUCGAAGUUAAUGUUAAUCCAAUCAAAGAUGAUGCUAGUGAAGAAGUGGAUUUAAGCUUCAUCCAUCAGCAGCAACAACAACAAAGCUCUAGCUCGCCCGACACCUCCACCACUACCAGCACCACCGCGCCACAGCCAUGUCCAGGUGGCGGUGCCACCACCGCUUCGUCCGCAUUAGGGCUUCUCCUGCACUCAUCCAAGUGCAAGGAAAUGCUCGAGCGGACAUCAGCCGUUGACAGCCCUUCGACGCCUCCUGAACAGCCAGAGCCGCCGCGGAGGAGCUUCCCUGAUGAUAUUCAGACGUACUUUGCUUGUCAAGACUCGGGCAACUUUGCCGACGAACAUGACAAUAUUUUUGGUGACUAUAAUCCAUUUGCAUCAACUAUGUUCCCAUGUGAGCUUGAUGCAUAGCAGAAGAGUCGACGCAAAUAUAUAAACGGUGGCUUCUCAAGAAUUAAAUGUAGAAUUAUAUAUCGAUUUUGUGAAUACAAAGGUUGAAGACAGCGGCUGAGAAAUGAUAAGUAAGGCGACAAAAAAGAGUCUUAGGCUUCCAAUUAUUAUUAUCGAGUUUUUAGUUAACACGGUGCUUCCACGCUCUUCCCAUCUGCAAUAUUGGAAGAGAAGAGUUUUUCUUUCCUUUUUACUUUUGUCUGUUGGUUUGUUUGUUUUACUUUGGUUGUUAAUGUAGAUAGGUUGGGUAUAGACAUUCAUUUAUCAGUUGCAUUGAUAAAAUUUUUGUAGCCAAUUAAGGGCAUUUAUUCUUC